Messenger RNA from Clupea harengus (Atlantic herring), 3241 nucleotides. RefSeq names its product T cell immune regulator 1, ATPase H+ transporting V0 subunit a3a (gene tcirg1a). Gene Ontology annotation, molecular function: proton-transporting ATPase activity, rotational mechanism; ATPase binding. Gene Ontology annotation, biological process: proton transmembrane transport; vacuolar acidification. The record is from RefSeq and is a predicted model, not a curated record. Gene Ontology annotation, cellular component: plasma membrane; vacuolar proton-transporting V-type ATPase complex; vacuolar proton-transporting V-type ATPase, V0 domain. NCBI's taxonomy places the organism in Eukaryota, Metazoa, Chordata, Actinopteri, Clupeiformes, Clupeidae.
UUCUCUACCAUUUCCUUUUUUGUUAAUAUUGUGCCUCUCGAUUGUCACCAUUAUUUUCUGUCAGUAGUAUAUUUUAUUUAUUAUGAUAAAGCUUUAAUAACUACCCAUUCUAUCACUGAGGUCUUUAUAUUGAAUCGCUAAUGUCGUUUUUAAUUACACAACACAUGCACAAAAUCGUUAAUAAAUUGUGUUAUAACAUAAUUACAACGUGCGUUACUCAACCAUUGAACCCAUGCAGAGAUAAUGUAGUGGACAGAUCACGUGGGAUAAGGCUGAAAAAGCUUGGAGACGUAGAUAUGGAUAAAUAGUUGAACGAACUGGUUUAACUUCGUUAGCUGUGGCUCUCUGUAGUUCUUUGUUUACAUCAGCACGGGGCGCAUUCAUGUAGGCUGGCCGGAACAGACAUCAGUGGGAGAUGGUAAAAAUAAGGUUCUAACGUGCGUCAAAACUACCGGCUGCUCAUUCACACUAACUUAUACGGCAACCAUGGGUGCUCUUUUUCGGAGUGAAGAGGUCUGUCUUGUUCAGCUCUUCCUCCAGUCAGGAUCAGCAUACAACUGUGUCAGCGAACUUGGAGAGCUGGGACUGGUUGAAUUUAGAGAUUUGAACCCAAAUGUAAACGCUUUUCAGCGGAAGUUUGUUAAUGAAGUAAGAAGAUGUGAGGAGAUGGAGAAAACGUUCUCAUUCCUGGAGCAGGAGAUUGGCCGCUCUCUGUAUCCACCCCUGACGGAGCCUCUGCCCACGCCGAGCCCAGUGCCCUCAGCCCCUCAGCCUAGAGAGCUGCUGGCCAUCGAGGAGGAGAGCGAGAGACUGGCCAGAGAGCUGAGAGAGGUGUCCAGGAACAGAGAUAGCUUGAGGAACCAGCUGACCCAGCUCAGUCAAUACAGAGGUGUUUUGAUCCAAACUCACUCAGUCACUGCUUCACAGGCCCCCCUGCCUCCUACAACUGUAGAGACGGCUUCCCUUUUGGAUAAUAGACAAGACAUGAGACUGAGUUUUGUGGCAGGAGUGGUCCACCCCUGGAAAGUCCCGUCUUUUGAACGGUUGCUCUGGCGGGCCUGCCGAGGUUACAGCAUUGUGGACUUCUGGGAGAUGGAUGAGAAGCUGGAGUUAUCUGACACUGGUGAGACGGAUCAGUGGACAGUAUUCCUCAUCUCAUACUGGGGGGACCAGAUUGGCCAGAAGGUCAAAAAGAUAUGCGACUGUUUUCACACACACACAUUUGCCUAUCCAGAAAGCACAGCCGAGAGAGAGGAGAUUCUGCAUGGACUUCAAGGCAGAAUACUGGAUAUCAGAACGGUCCUGGCCCAGACGGAGCAGUACCUGCAGCAGCUGCUGACCCGGGCGGUGGCGGAGCUGCCGCGGUGGCGCGUGCGUGUCCGGAAGUGCAAGGCGGUGCACACAGUGCUCAAUCUCUGCAGCCCAUCCGUCACCGACAAGUGCCUGAUCGCCGAGGCCUGGUGCCCUGUCAGGAAGCUGCUGCUACUGCAGAGCGCACUUAUCGAGGGCACGAGGAAGAGUGGCAGUGGAGUGGAUUCAUUCUACAAUCGACUGCCAGCCCCCACCUCUCCCCCUACUCUCUUCAACACCAACUCCUUCACUGCAGGAUUUCAGAGCUUAGUGGAUGCUUAUGGGAUAGCCAGCUAUAGGGAGGUCAACCCAGCCGUGUACACCAUCAUCACCUUCCCUUUCCUGUUUGCGGUGAUGUUUGGAGACGUUGGCCACGGCUUCCUCAUGACUAUGGCAGCCCUGUGGAUGGUGGUGGAGGAGAGGGACCCCAAACUGAGGAACAACUCUAAUGAGAUCUGGAAGAUGCUGUUCGGAGGACGCUAUCUGAUUCUGCUGAUGGGGCUCUUCUCCAUUUACACGGGGGCCAUCUACAACGAGUGCUUCAGCAAAGGCCUCAGCCCCUUCCCCUCUGGCUGGCACCUGCAGCCUAUGAUCCAGCACUACAACUGGAGUGAAGACACUCUACGGGAGAACCAGUACCUCAGCCUGGACCCAAACGUGACUGGAGUCUUCCAGGGACCUUAUCCAUUCGGCAUUGACCCGAUCUGGCGGUUAGCCAAUAACCACCUGACCUUCCUCAAUUCCUACAAGAUGAAGAUGUCUGUCAUCAUCGGGGUCAUCCACAUGACCUUUGGAGUGUGCCUGUCAUUCGUCAACUACAUCCACUUUGGGCAGCUGAGCAGUGUGUUCCUGGUGCUGCUGCCAGAGCUGGUGUUCAUGCUCAGCCUCUUCGGAUACCUGGUCUUCAUGGUCAUCUUCAAGUGGGUCGCCUUCGGGCCGCAGGACUCGGACCGGGCCCCCAGCAUCCUCAUCCACUUCAUAGACAUGUUUCUGUUCGCCCAGAACCCAGACAACCCGCCACUGUACCCCGGACAGGUGAUUGUGCAGCGGGUGCUGGUGGUGUUGGCUCUGAGCUCGGUGCCAGUGCUGUUAUUGGGCAAACCCCUCCACCUCUACCUCAAGCACAGAAGAACCCGCAGCAGCACAAAUCAGGCAGAGCAGGCUCCUGUGGGGACGGACACCAGCUCCAUCAACACCCUGCAGGGAGACCUGGAGGGCAACGGGGGCCUGGAGCCUAAGGAGUUUGAUGGGGCCGAGGUGUUCAUGCACCAGGCCAUCCACACCAUAGAGUACUGCCUGGGCUGCAUCUCCAACACGGCCUCCUACCUGCGCCUGUGGGCCCUGAGCCUGGCACACGCCCAGCUAUCAGAGGUACUAUGGGUGAUGGUGAUGCGGAUCUCGUUGUCGUGGCAAGGCUACGCGGGCUCUGUAGUGCUGGCUGUCAUCUUCUCCUUCUUCGCCAUGCUCACCGUCUCCAUUCUCCUUAUCAUGGAGGGCCUGUCUGCCUUCCUGCAUGCCCUGCGACUACACUGGGUGGAGUUUCAGAAUAAGUUCUACAGUGGGACAGGAUACAAACUCAACUCCUUCUCAUUCAACACGAGCCUGGCUUAACUGUACUGGAAUGAUGUACUAUCUAAUGUUACCAUUUUGUUUAAAGUCUAAAAGCCUGCUAUGGAAAAAGUGCUUUUAUAACUUCAUUUUGGAGUUUACUUUGUAAUGUAUAUAUCCUUUAUACUGGAAGGAGAAACAAUAUAUGCAGUACGAGUUAUUGGUUGGGACUGCUCAGGUAUAGGUUUUAAAACUUAUAACUUCAUACCAGUACAUAAUGGGACUGCACGUUGUACAUAAAUGACAAUUAUGAACAGUAUUAAAAUAUGUUUUGAUUUUCUGA